This is a messenger RNA of Anopheles coluzzii, 5085 nucleotides long. Its product is annotated as insulin-like peptide receptor. The transcript is spliced from 5 exons. Lineage: Eukaryota; Metazoa; Arthropoda; Insecta; Diptera; Culicidae. Gene Ontology annotation, molecular function: protein binding. The record is from RefSeq and is a predicted model, not a curated record. Bases 869 to 3730 code for a protein of 953 amino acids.
GCAAACCGGUCAGAUAUAUUCAACUCGUUUAGCUCUCCCGAUAGAAUUAGCUGUAUAUAUAAUAACAACCGGUACGGUUUGAAGAUAAGAAUGGUUCGUUAUAAAAAAGUAAACGUUUUCUCAAUCAAAAGCAUACAAUCGCAACUAUGCUUAGCUGGCAAGCACAUCGAUGAAUCAUCAAUUAACACUACCUACUAGCUACUAACUACUACUUAUCGUGACACCUUCCCCACACGUGCGUGGUGUACAUCGGUUUUAUAAGUGAUAAAUGUGAUACAUAAUACAGCAUACAUAAUUCUAAACAAAAGGAAAGACAGGUUUAAAAUUGAGACGACAGGGCAAAGGGUGUGCACUACUAUUGAUAGCGUGUUUGCUGCGUGUGUAAGUGGCGGUAGUGUAAGAUAGCGAAGAUGUAAAAGAAAGAUAAAAAAAAAAACAAACAAUCAUGUACACUAUUAGAGAAAGAUGGAAAGAGGGCGUAUACGGUGCCGCCGCGGUUUUGCGAACCAUCAAGGUUAAGCUCUAGGCGGAAGAAAUUUAUAUGAAAUUGUGCACACCCCACAAGCAGAGGGAUGGUGGUAGUUUGUAGUGAGUGUCGUGUCUGUGUGCGGUUCAAAUCACCCCAAAAAUACGGGUGAGGACAUUGUUUUUUACUCGAACCACGAUGGCAAAAACCGUGCAGAACUGCAAAUGAAUCGAAAAAUAAAAGUAUAAAUCCCUUUAUGUGUAAAUGUAUGCGCAUUUGGGUUGUUUUUUUUUAUUAUGAUUUUGUUUUCUAUUACGAAACAUGGGGACGAGGAAAUGCUCAUCUCCGGAAGAUUUCUAAUCAAACGCACGUCCAUUAAACCACAGAGAAGUAACGGGGUACAUGCUGUUCUUUCGCGUCAUCAAUCUCGUGACGCUGCGGCGACUAUUUCCGCAGCUGGCGGUCAUCCGCGGGCAGCAGCUGAUCGGCAACUAUGCGCUGGUGUUUUACUACAUGGAGAACAUGAUCGAGCUUGGACUGAAGAACCUGGUAGCGAUCCAGCGCGGCUUCGUGUACACACUGCACUGCCCUCAGCUAUGCCAUCUAGAUACGAUUGAUUGGGCCGCUAUCAGUGGCCUGGAGAAUGGUACGAAAAGCCAGAACUCGUUCGAACCGCCCAAAUCGGUGUGCAACAACUCGACGGUGUGCCGGGCCUGCGUACCGACCUACUGCUGGGGCAGCGAAAGCUGCCAAAAGUUCUACAACGGCUACAAUUUUAAUGGUCGUAUCAAGUGUCACCCUCAGUGCCUGGGAGGGUGUACUGGAACGUCCGCGACCGAGUGUAAGGUGUGUCGGGGUUGGAAGGAAGGCAAACGAUGCGUCGAACAGUGUUCCGCUGAUCGCCUACUGUACCGCCCAACGAAGCGCUGCAUCACGAAGGAAACCUGCCUGGAACGGAGCGGGCUACUGUACCAGAACGAGUGUGUGCUCGAGUGCCCGGCCGGCUACAGUACGACCAACGUAGACCAGGAGCAGGCCGAUUUUUCCGACCACAAGUGCUACCCCUGUCUGUACCGGUGCCCGAAGGUAUGCGACGGCACCGAGAUUAUGUAUCUGGCCGAUGCCGAUCGGAUGCGCGGCUGCACGAUCGUGAACGGUACGCUGCACAUCCGGCUGAAGGAGGACCACCCGAACCUGGUCGACGAGCUGCGGAACGGGCUGAGCGAUGUGGAGGAAAUUAUGGGCAAUCUGAAGGUGUUCCGCUCCACCUUCAUCCCGUCGCUCGAGUUUCUCGCCAACCUGCAGAUCAUCCACGGGGUGGACGUGAACGAGAACGCCAAGUUUUCGCUGAUGGUGUACGAAAACAGCAACCUGCAGCGGCUGUGGAACUUUGAGCAGAAAACGAACCUCCGGCUGGACAACGGCGGCAUGUACUUCGCCAACAACAAGCUGCUGUGCGGUGCGCAAAUCAAGCUGCUGCGCCGCAUCACCGACUACAACAAUGCGAGCGACACGAUCGACUGGAGCUCGAACGGGUACAUGCAAGCGUGCAACGUGCAAACGUUCCACGUCCGCGCGUCUGUCCUGUCGAGCCGGAACGCGACGCUCUACUGGCGGAACGAGCCCAACAUCAAGACGCACCACCGGCUGACGGGCUACCUGGUCCACUGCAUCCGCACGGAGGUGGACCGCUCGCCGUACGAGGACCGGGAGCUCUGCUCCAAGUUUGGCUGGAAGUCGCGGCUGGUGCCGCUGGAGGGCGUCAGCAUCGAGGGCAGCUACUACGCGUACCGUCUGACCCGGCUGAAGCCGUACACCCGGUACGGGUGCUACGUGCAGACGUACUACAACGAGUCGGUCAACAAUGCGACCGACCCGGUGGGCAUGUCCGACAUGGUGUACUUCCGCACGGCCAAGGACCGGCCGACGUCGCCGCUGCGCGUGCACACGGCGCGCAAGAACGAGAGCGCGAUCACGCUCGCCUGGGCGAUACUGGCGUCCGAGCAGGGCAUGGUGUCGCUGUACCAGGUGGACGUGUUCCUGCAGCCGGACGAGGUGGCCAAGUUCGACCGGCGCAACUACUGCACGCAUCCGCAUCAGGCGAGAAGCGUGCACAGUGAGCAGGCGCCGGGCGAGGGAAGCUGCACCCGGGACACGUGCUGGGGCUGCGAUCAGCUCGAGUACGAACAGGAGCUGGAAGAGGAGGAGGAAGAGGAAGAGGAUGAGGAUGAUGAGCUGACCACACCGGAUGACUUUUUUGCCGAGCACACGUCGUCGGAGGAUGGGGGUCGUAUUGGAGGGCGCCGGAGGAAGCGUUCCACCGAACGGCAUGGCCGCCGGCGGGUGGAUGACUUUGAGACGAGCAUGCUGAAGCUGCUCAAGGUGGCCGACAGGCACGAGGAUCAUUACGCGCGGCGUAUGCGCCGCGACGCAGCAACGGAGAUCGAGUUUGUGAAUCGACUCUUUUACCACACCUUCACGACGGACAACUACGAGUACACGGUGGCGGGGCUGAGUCCGUUCACGCGCUACGUGUUCCAACUGUUUGCGUGCAGCGAGAACGAUGCCGUGUACUGCAGCUCGUACAGUCUGUACACCGAUCGGACCAACCCGUCGCCGUACGUCGAUCGGGUUAAUGUGAGCGUUGAAAUGAAGGAGCAAGAGAUGGCACCAACUGGCCCCGAACUGAUGGCACCAAAAAACCACAGCUCCGAGGAAGGAAACACGACCGCCACCAUCACCACCACAACGACGCCCCCUGUCUCGAUCGUAAAGACGACGUACGGCGAUCGUAUCGUGCUGUACUUUCCCGAACCGACCGAAGUGAACGGUCUCACCGUGGCUUACCGCGUCGAGCGGGAAGUUAUCAAUGGGACGUACCUGAAGCGGCGCACGGAUUGCUUCACGCGGCUGGAACACGAGCGCAACCAGUAUCGCUACACAAUCCAGGGCGUUACGCCCGGCGAGUAUCUGCUUCGAGUGCAAGCGAUCUCGCUAGCCGGUGCCGGCCCGUUCUCCGAAUGGAUGCUUGUGCGGGUACUUGAGCCAUUGCCGCGGAAGGCGGUGGGCACUGGGAAAGGGUUGCGCGAUGGAUUGAUUGCGCUGCUCGUGCUGCUACUGUUGGGCGGUGGUGGUGCGCUGGCGUUCUACUUUUGCCGGCGUCGUCGGCGAACGUUCCGGCGGGACGAUAAGAUACCGCUCGCCGUCAACGAUGGCAAUGAGAUCAAUCUGGACGAUGGGUUUGUAAACUGCCCGUUGAAGUAGUAGCGCUCAGUUAACGCAAAGCCCAAAAUGUGCCAAAUAGGUCAAUUGCAUCUCACCAAAGUUUGAUUGCCAUUUUUUGCUAAACAUUUAAGAGUGGAAGCGUUUCAUCAUUUAAGUAGCACACAUAGGCAACCGUUUUACGAAGUAAUAGGUAAAUUCAAACAUAUUUUUAAGGUAAAUUCAAACAUAUAAUCGUCAAACUAACAAACGAUCAUUCUUAGAGGACAGUGACAGGACCUUUGCCAAACACAAUGUUGCUUGGAGAUUAGAUAGGAACAAAAUUAUAAUAAGCAAUAAGAGACAAACAGGAAGAGGGAAACGACGAAAGACAUGGUCGCCUUAUUGCUAGGAAUAUUGCACAUAAAUCAGAAAUGAAAUCGAUGUUCAUCCAAACCACGCAUCUCCCUAGCAGCAAGGACACAUCUUGCGUAUCCUCUUACCUGAUACAAACAAGCCUUUUCCUAGAUCUAGAUCAACGCCCUACCAUAAGUCCCACUAAUAGACUAAACCUUUCUAUUUCGUUACUUUAUUGAUUUUACCCAUGGCAGGAUCGUCACAGACUCGCGUAUGAAAGGCUCUCGAGCGGUUUAUACGGACUUACAAGCCCAAAACAAACCGCUAUGACCACACUGAGUAGGUCAUAACAACCAACGAGGAGAAAAUUGUACAAAAAACAUACAGCUAGAUUGCUUUCUACAAAUCAAAGACUUGUACCUUCAUGUCAAAUAGGGUUAAUUAGCAAUCACGCAUCGGUUACCACAGUAUACUCAAAUUUUAUUUUUUUUAAAUUUUUGUAUUAAAGUAAACAAAUUUUAUAUUCAAACAUGUAUUGUAAGAUACACGGUUUUCCAGGAGUUCUCAUAGCUGUGGGACAGUUUAUUAACACUAUUUCUUACGUGAAAUGUACGUAAUAUAAUGGGAAUUGGACUCUAUGGCACUCCUGCUUGCCAAAUCCAAGAUUAAGAUUUUCAAAAGCAGCCAGUUCAAAAUAGGGGGCCAUAAAGUCCAUUUCCCUAAGGAAUUCCUAAGGAGUUUGUCCAAAUAGGGUGCCAUAGAGUCCAAUUUCCAUCUUAUGACGUUCACUUCCUAUAAGAAAGAAUCAAGGAAGUGUCCCACAACUAUGAGAGACCCCUGGAAAACCCUGUAAACAAUCAAAGACAAGCCAAAAUAGGCAUUUACAUGAAACCAAAUAUUCAAAUUCGAAUGUCACAAUGUGUGGGACGAAUUGUAUUCUUCCUUGAUUUUGUUUUAAAUAUCAUUCCUAUUUUAGCAUCCCUGUGAAUGGCUCAAUAGCGGACACCACUACUCUAGGGUAAAGUUAAAUAAAAUGUAGUUUUGCUCUAUUUCUCCCCACA